CAGGGUAUUUAACUCAAUAAGAAGAUUUAAAUCACCCACUCUAACUGUUGUACUUAUCGUUGACUGAUUAUGGCCGUCGUCAAGGAAUUAAUGGUCUUGGCACUAUUCGUGUUGUCGGCAAACGCAUUCUCAUGGAAGAAUUGCGGUAGUAACAAUGUAGUGAAGUUCUUGGAUGUGCGUGUUUCGCCCAACCCAAUCCGCCUUACUAAGGGCUCUAGGAUAACAUUCUCCGGCCGCAUCGGAGUCUACGGUAACGCAGGUGUUCGGUAUAAGAUCAACGUCAAGCUGCAGAAGAAAGCAUGGUUUCGGAUCACUGUGCCCUGCAGUGGGAACUUCGGCUCAUGCACGUACAAUUUGGACUGCCAAAAGCUUGUUGGACUGCACCCUGACGGCAAUAAACAAUGCCCUCUUCAACAAGGAGAACACAGUUUGGCCAGUCAGACUCUGACAGUCAGUAGUAUCACUAGUAUAUUUGGUCAGGUUUUGGUCAGCUAG
Molecule: messenger RNA, 495 nt
Organism: Nematostella vectensis (starlet sea anemone)
Lineage: Eukaryota; Metazoa; Cnidaria; Anthozoa; Actiniaria; Edwardsiidae
Exons: 3
Coding region: 70-495 (141 amino acids)
Biological process (GO): lipid transport; ganglioside catabolic process
Cellular component (GO): cytoplasmic side of plasma membrane
Molecular function (GO): enzyme activator activity; lipid carrier activity
Source: RefSeq, a predicted model, not a curated record